AUGGAGUGUUAACCCCUCGCAGUGCUCGCCGCUCUGUGGCUGAAGGUGAAGCUAGGCAGCUUUGCGAGUUGUUUGUCUGAGGCCAAAAUGUCCACCAGCAGACUGUUAACCAUGCAGGCUCAGACAUGUGGGCGCCUGGCUCACAAAUACCUCUCCAGAUCCUACACAUCACGGCCUUCGCUUAAUGAAGUCGUCAUUGUCAGCGCAGUGCGAACCCCGAUGGGCUCCUUCAGAGGCAGCCUGGCAGCGGUUCCGGCCACCAAGCUGGGCUCUGUUGCUAUCAAAGGAGCCAUAGACAAAGCAGGAAUAGCUCCUGAAGAGGUGAAGGAGGUUUACAUGGGCAACGUGCUACAGGCGGGAGAGGGUCAGGCUCCGACACGACAGGCCCUUCUCGGAGCAGGUUUAACUCUUGGGACUCCAGCAACAACCAUCAACAAGGUGUGUGCUUCUGGGAUGAAGUCCAUCAUGAUGGCAGCACAGAGUCUGAUGUGUGGACACCAGGAUGUGAUGGUGGCAGGAGGCAUGGAGAGCAUGUCCAAUGUCCCCUACGUGAUGGCCAGAGAGGCGCCGCCCUACGGAGGAGUGAGGAUGGAGGACCUCAUUGUCAAGGACGGUCUCACUGACGUCUACAACAAAUUCCACAUGGGCAACUGCGCAGAGAACACGGCGAAGAACUGCAAGAUCAGCAGAGAGGAGCAGGACACCUAUGCCAUCAGCUCCUAUAGCCGCAGCAAGGCAGCGCAUGAGUCUGGUGUGCUGGCAAAGGAGAUCGUUCCAGUUAGCAUUCCACAGAGAGGCAAACCAGAUGUGGUGGUGUCAGAGGACGAGGAGUGGAGGAGGGUGGACUUCAGCAAAGUUCCCAAACUGAAGGCAGUGUUCCAGAAAGAGAACGGCACAGUGACAGCAGCCAACGCCAGCACAUUGAACGACGGCGCAGCUGCUCUGGUUUUGAUGACAGCAGAUGCUGCUAAGAGACUCAACGUCACUCCACUGGCCAGGAUAGUCUCUUUCGCUGAUGCAGCAGUCGCACCUAUUGAUUUCCCCAUCGCUCCAGCUUACGCUGUACCAAAGGUGCUGGAUGCGGCGGGACUAAAGAAGGACGACAUCGACAUGUGGGAGAUCAACGAAGCCUUCAGUGUAGUUGUUCUGGCCAACGUCAAAAUGCUCAAUAUCGACCCGGCAAAAGUCAAUGUCAAUGGAGGAGCUGUGUCUUUGGGUCACCCCAUUGGGAUGUCUGGGGCGAGAAUUGUGGGUCACAUGGUGCACAACCUGAGGUCUGGUCAGUACGGCCUUGCGGGGAUCUGCAACGGAGGAGGCGGAGCGUCUUCUAUCCUCAUCCAGAAGUUGUAGGAAGAGCUGAGAGAAGAUAUCUAUUUUCCUGAUGUUACACUGUGCGGUGACUGUUUCCAAAUGGUUGGGACAUCAGAAUGACUGGAAAGGAUGUAUUUGUUACAACUUUAGCGUCAGAGGCCUUAAUCAAACAAUAUGUAGGACUCUCUUCUCGUUAUGACUCCAGUGUUCCAAACACUCCUCUGUUGGAUAGAACGUCCUGAGUGAUUAAUAUUUAACUGAAAUGAUGUGAUUAAAUUUUCUUUUUUUUCAAACUG
This is a messenger RNA of Fundulus heteroclitus (mummichog), 1607 nucleotides long. RefSeq names its product acetyl-CoA acetyltransferase 1 (gene acat1). Gene Ontology annotation, molecular function: acetyl-CoA C-acetyltransferase activity. The record is from RefSeq and is a predicted model, not a curated record. Lineage: Eukaryota; Metazoa; Chordata; Actinopteri; Cyprinodontiformes; Fundulidae. The transcript has 12 exons. Gene Ontology annotation, biological process: fatty acid beta-oxidation. Bases 88 to 1350 code for a protein of 420 amino acids.